UGAUGCGCAUGCGCAUUGCGCAGUUCGCCAAACAGUUGUGGUACCACGAGUUUGUGUUCCUUCCACGGCUCUGUGCAGUCUUGCAGCAGCAUAAUAAUUACUAUUUCUUGGAUACAUUAAACUAGGCUGAUCAGCCCGGCGGUUGCAGAGACCAGAAGGCGUGCGUUUUAAACAACAUGAAGCUGUAAGCCUGUGUCCACUGGAGGCUAGUGGUAGCGUAGCUGUGCUACGUGCUAAUGUUAUGAGACUGGGCCGCAGAGAAACGCCGCCUGUGAUUGACAGCUGACUCACUGCUUUGGGUUACAGAUUCAGUCGGGUUGCUCGUGGAACGGGGCAGUGGAAACUUUGGUUGGUGUAGUUUGUUAAACGGGGGAAGAGGAAGCAGGCGGCACUGCUGCGGGCCUUCGGUCACGUCGCGCACGACUUCAGUAACCGACACUAAUAUUAUAACAUGGGGACCUGAAGUGAAUUCAGGUUAAACAACAUUUUGCCGCAAUUUUUUGGACUUUGCUCUUGAAAAUGGCCAGUUUUACAGAUCUGCGGGAGAAGCUGAAGUCGAUGACACCGCACAGGGACAAAGUUUUCGAGAACAGCGACGGCGAGAAGCGCAAAUACCGCGAGUCGGAUGACGACGAGAGCGAGUACGAGGAGCGGCGGGACGCGGAGGCGCUCAAAGUGAAAAGUAGCAUUAAGCAAGCGAAUAUCUUCACGCAGGAGGAGUGCGCGCGCAUCGAGGCGAAGAUAGACGAGGUGGUUGCCAAGGGAGACAAGGGGCUCUACAGGCCGCACACGGUGGACCGGGCGCCUCUGCGGAACAAGUACUUUUUUGGUGAGGGCUACACGUACGGCUCGCAGCUGGAGAAGCGCGGGCCCGGGCAGGAGCGGUUGUACUCAAAAGGCGAGGUGGACGAGAUCCCGGACUGGGUGCACGAGCUGGUCAUCGAUCGCCUCGUGACGCACGGUGUCAUACCGGAGGGCUUUGUUAAUAGCGCCGUGAUCAAUGACUACCAGCCCGGGGGCUGCAUCGUGUCCCACGUGGACCCCAUCCAUAUCUUUGAGCGACCGAUAGUGUCAGUGUCGUUCUUCAGCGAUAGCGCGCUCUGUUUCGGAUGCAAGUUCCAGUUCAAGCCCAUCCGCGUGUCCGAGCCCGUGCUCUACCUGCCCGUGGGGCGCGGCAGCGUCACCAUCCUCAGUGGCUAUGCAGCCGAUGACAUCACACACUGCAUCCGCCCACAGGACAUCAAGGAGAGGAGAGCUGUCAUCAUUCUGAGAAAAACAAGGCUGGAUGCCCCUCGCUUGAGCUCCAGCUCACUGUGCCCUUCCAUCCACUCUUCUGAGAGACGACACAUACUCAAAGCCAAACGCUCACACCGCAAGGCUGACCCAGAUGCUGCACACAGGCCUCGUAUUUUAGAGAUGGACAAAGAGCUGCAGAGGCGUUCCCUCUCCUCCCGACAGAGACGUCACGGCGACGGCAGUUCAGAGAACUCGUGGAGGAGAGCUGACGAGAGAGAGCUGGGCUCACGCUACACACAUGAUCAUGCACCCACACGACGAGUCAAAAUGAGACGUCACUGAGACGCAGACGCCUUUACAUUUGCUCGAGGGGAUGGGAAGCCAACAGAGUGACUCAGUAAAAGAGAAGCUUCCGGAGUGGAUGGAUUCAAGGACAUUAGACAGUGGCUGCUUUACUUAUUAAGAGGCUUUAUCUAUCUAUUCAGACAUAUCAAAAAUUAUACUUUAAGAUCCACUAUAUUUUGUUCUGUGUGUUUAAAGGAAAUGUAUGGAAUAAAAAACGACAUCUAUGCUGACUAGUGGAAUUCAAUCAUAAUUCAUCCGUUCGCAGCCCAGUUAACUUCAUGUGCCAGUGUCAUGCAUACAGCUCAUGCACAUAACAAUAUCAAAUAAAAAUGUGUACUGGUCAAUUUUUUCGAAGAUAGGUUUUUGAGAACUGCUCCUUUGAACAUGUAAACAGAUUUGCUGGAUACAUUUUGAAACGGUAGCUUAGAACAGGCAAUCAAGCUACUUUUAAUUUUUGCAAAAUCUUAAAAGUCACAAAAAGUGAGAAGGAAAAAAUGUAUCAAAUUAAUUUUUUCAUGCAGAUAGACUGACUUUAAUGGUAUGAUGAUAAAAUGUCUUUUAUUUGCAUGCAGUGGCUUGUCGGUUGAUUUGCCUAUGCACAGUGACUUUACUAACAAAGACAAGAUCAAAUCUAAGGCCUAGAAUCAUCUUUGAUAUGCUUGACAUGCACAAUAUUAGUUUCCCAUGUUUCUAAAAACGGGAUGAAAAAGUUAAAUAGUCUUCAUUUGAAUGCUGUUCUUUCUGUUCUCAAUGCUUUUUUUUCUUUUCUCUUUUGUCCCCGUUUAAGAGUGGUAUUGCCAUUAUAACAAGUUCUGAUUGACAAGCAUGGUUAUUUGU
Sinocyclocheilus anshuiensis is the source of this 2418-nucleotide messenger RNA. RefSeq names its product RNA demethylase ALKBH5. Gene Ontology annotation, molecular function: oxidative RNA demethylase activity. NCBI's taxonomy places the organism in Eukaryota, Metazoa, Chordata, Actinopteri, Cypriniformes, Cyprinidae. The record is from RefSeq and is a predicted model, not a curated record. Gene Ontology annotation, biological process: mRNA export from nucleus; mRNA processing. The transcript is spliced from 4 exons. Gene Ontology annotation, cellular component: nucleus. Bases 520 to 1578 code for a protein of 352 amino acids.